This is a messenger RNA of Aspergillus sclerotioniger CBS 115572, 2360 nucleotides long. RefSeq lists its product as uncharacterized. The record is from RefSeq and is a predicted model, not a curated record. NCBI's taxonomy places the organism in Eukaryota, Fungi, Ascomycota, Eurotiomycetes, Eurotiales, Aspergillaceae. The transcript has 3 exons. Bases 375 to 2234 code for a protein of 619 amino acids.
CGUAUCAGCACUUACGUUGUCACUGGCCGUGCCCGGCCCAAAUUAUGGAGAUUCUGUAAUUCUUUGCGGAGUCUUAGCCUCUGCGGAUUUGUGCUGGCGGAGGGUACACAGUAUUCCGUUUGGACGGCUCCUUGGAUGAAUGGACUGCAGGGGCGCUCCAUACAUUACCACUGUUUUCUGCGCGCCAGGGAGAUCUUCCGGAUGCCCUCGACCGACGUGCACCUGGUUGCUUGACAGAUGACGACCGCCUUAAUGACCCGGUCGUCUCUCGCUGUCCUCUCUCUUUCCUUUCUGCCCACCUUUGCCCUUUUCCCCUAGCUAAUCGUCUCAUCCUUGGGGGGAGGAACUGAUCCUCUCUUAGCCACUCCUUCAAUAUGCUGUUUUUUUGGGUUCUAUUGUUUCUUUCGUUCCGCACGAUUGUUGCAGAGGCGGAAUCGGACAAUGAUUUGAUGUCCUUUGUGACGCUUCCGGAAGUGAGAGCGUUGAAGUUUAAUAUCGCCUACUACGAUCGCACAGCCGUUAGCCCGGGUUACUGGUUCGUUGCGCCAUAUGGCGUGAUUGAUCCAGAAGCACCCACGAAGCAAUGGAAGCCCUGCCAAGUUGGACCCUACAUCUAUGAUGCAGAUGGCGUUCUCAUCUGGGCUGGAUCUUGCAUGUUCGAUAACCGCAACAUCUUCGAUUUCAAAGCCGCCAACGAUAUUGAUGACCAGUAUCAUCUCUCAUUCAUCCUGCAGCAUGGCUAUCAAGACAAUGGCAGGGACAAAGGGUACGGCUACAUUUUGGACCAGCAUUACAACGUCGAGAAUGCUGUGGCAGUAACUAAUGAUCUUACGACGUUUAACAUGCACGAGUUUAACGUCCUCCCUGGAGGCAAGACGGCUUUGGCUUGCGCGUAUCGAAACGAAUACGUCAACUUAGGAGAUCUCGGUCGCCCUGAUGAGUACGGCUGGAUUACCGCAGGCGGCUUCGUCGAAUUGGACACGGCCACCGGCGAAGUCCUCUUCGAGUGGAGUUCCCCUGGCUACAUCCCUAUCCACGAGUCCGUGAAAGUGGAUCCUCGGUGGGCAGCGUCUCCCCAACCUGGCUGGGAUUAUGUUCAUGUGAACUCCAUCGACAAGGGCUCUACCGGGGAUUACCUCUUGUCCGCGCGAUUCACGAGCACGCUAUACCUGAUCUCCGGAGAGGACGGGCAUAUCAUCUGGCGUCUCGGUGGAAAGUUCACGGAUUUCGUUCAGGACUUUACCUUUUCCAAGCAGCACCAUGCGCGUUUCGUGGAGUCCAACGCCACCCACGCGAUUAUUUCCUUCCUGAACAACGCCUCCGAUGAGGCCGAAAAUGAGGAGAGCGUCUCGGCCGCAAUGUUCGUGCAGGUCGACACCACAACCCACCCCAUGACGGCGCGUCUGCUCAAGCGUUGCAACCGCCCUGACGGUGGCCUCACCCGGCUGCGCGGUAACGUUCAGACCCUGCCUAACGGAAACACCUUUGUCGGAUGGAGCGAGCAGGGGAUGCAGAGCGAGCAUUCGCCCGAUGGUAAGGUCCUAAUGCAGGCCAGAUUUGCAUCCACCCGCUUCUCGACCUACCGGUCGUACAAGUUUCCCUUCAUUGGACGCCCCAGCGCACCCCCGGAUGUUGUGGCCUCCGUAUACGGCACCGACGAGACCGACCUUGCCACAAUCUUCCACGUCAGCUGGAACGGCGCGACUGACGUCUCCUCCUGGAACUUCUACGCGCGGGCGGACCGCAGAGGUCUGCCAAUUAUGAUCGGCAACACGACCAAGUUCGACUUCGAAACCAUGUACAUCGCUGACGGCUACCUCGACUGGAUAUCCGUAGAGGCCGUUGACAAGGACGGCAACGUCCUCGGCACCUCUGAUAUCCACAGGACGGAGACUCCGCAGAAUUGGCGCCUGGCUGGCUUUCAGGGCGAGGCUAAGCCGACCGCCGAUGACCCGUCUAUUCUGUACGGGCUCAAGCAGGCCGAGGAAGAAGAUGUGGUGGACCCCGAGGCCGAGGCCAAAGAAGCGGCCAUCAAAGCAGCCAAGGAAGCAGCCAAGGCCGCGGUCAAGGCGAACGAGGUCAUUCACGGGAUUGGUGGUCUCCUGAUCUUUAUCCUGGUCACUAGCUCCGUGGGCGGGCUCCUGGCGGGCAUCUACUGGUUCCUUCGGUGGCGUCGUAUGCAGGCAUACCACGAGGUUCCGUCCGAGGAGAACCAGUCCUUGACACGAGAAUAAGGGGUGUGCAGAUUUAAGGAUGCUCGUGGGCUGGAUGGGACAGAACGAAUGGGAUUGAAGACGAUGGCUGGGUUAUUCUUGCAUAUCGCGGGCGUUCAUGCAUGUCUAGACACUCUCUUUGUACCG